This is a messenger RNA of Recurvomyces mirabilis, 1674 nucleotides long. RefSeq lists its product as uncharacterized. The transcript has a single exon. Lineage: Eukaryota; Fungi; Ascomycota; Dothideomycetes; Mycosphaerellales; Teratosphaeriaceae. Gene Ontology annotation, cellular component: SAS acetyltransferase complex. Bases 1 to 1674 code for a protein of 557 amino acids. The record is from RefSeq and is a predicted model, not a curated record. Gene Ontology annotation, molecular function: histone acetyltransferase activity.
AUGGCCGGUCAACCGCGUGCACCGCAGAGACAACACGCGCCGAAUGCGAGCGGCAAAACCCCCUCAUCGCGACCGCAAACGCGACCUCAUGACAGUCGAUCUCACGCCAGCAACAACACCCGACCACCACACCCACAACACAACAAUACACUGGCGACAGACGAUGAAGAUGACUUCGCGGACGACGGAGACGGACGGCCGGCGAAGAAGAGGAAAUUGUCGCUGCGAUAUAGACAGACGACACUCGAUCAAUGGCACAACCAAUCAGAUGGCGUUGCGAAGCCACCGAAUGCCGUGACCGCCAUCGCGCCUCACGGCCAGCUGGUGGAGACGGUGAAUGGGGUGACGACUGCACUCGAUGCCACGCUUGACGAUGCCGUCGAGGUCCAGGCAGCGGCGAGGAAUGUCACGCCCGUGCCGAACAGAUCACCACCUGCUGCUGCUGCUGCUGCUACCACGGCGAAACCUGCAUCAGACAAUAAAGAGCUGAGGAAGAAAGAGGAUCGGCGGAGUCUGCGCUCGCACGAUGAUGGACCACGAUUGAAGAGCGAGCUGGCCGUGUACUUUCCGAACUAUGAGGAUGUGGUGUUUGACGUGCAGAAGGAGCCGGAGUUCAUUACGACGAAUACGGUGCUGUAUGUCACGGACGAUACACCCAAGCAACAGCAGUCCGCCAGCCCAUCGAAAGGCAAAGCUACUGCUUCGCAUAAUUCCAACGGCACAGUGAACGGAAGCACGCCAGCCACACCACGCCGCACUACGACGAGCCAGUACAACGGCUGUUCGCCCAUAGACCUGGACAUGCUAGCCCGCAACAUCCCACCCCAUCCCACCGAUCCGCUGGACGACGCAUACUACCUCAAAUCCCACACCCGAGCCGAGCGACGAGAGAAGCAGCUGCGCAAUAUCGAGAAAGAACGAGCGAUGCAUGAGAAGGUCCAGCUCGAGCGUCUGCUCGAAGGACUUCUCGGCCACGACUGGCUGAAAGUGCUAGGGAUAACAGGCAUCACGGACGGCGAAGCGAAAAAGUACGAGCCGAAGCGCGAGUACUUCGUUGCCGAGGUGCGGGCGUUAGUGGACAAGUUCAAGCAGUGGAAGGAUUUGGAGAAGAAGCAGAGGUUGGAGAGGGAGGCGGCGGCGAGGGAAGCUGAGGAGGAGGAGAGCAGUGAGGAGGAAGGUGAAGAGAGUGAGGAGGAGGAGGAGGAGCCGCCGAGCAGCGAGAAGAAUGCCAGUGCUGCAAGGCAACUACAGCAAGAAACAAACCAUGCCGUUCAACGCUCAGGCUUCAAAAUCAAACUCGGCAAAAGACCCAGUCAACCUUCAACUCCAACCCACACAAGCCACAGCUCCUCCAUGCCGCCUCCCCCUCCUCCUCAACUACCGAGCUAUAUACCCUACAUCCCACCAGAGCCUAUAACAAGUUUCUACAUCAAACGCCAUCUCCGCGACGCCGCGCUGAAUAAAUCUCGACAGCGGCAUGCGGGGAGGAAUGUCACGGCUUUUGGUUUGCCGGUCCCCGAGGUGCAAGAGGGGUGGUUUGAGUUGCCCGGAGAGUAUGUCACGGAGGAUGCUUUGAGGGCGAGGGCGAGGGAGAGGCGGGCGAGGAAGAGGGGGAGUUUGGUUGAUGGCGUGGCUUCGGGGGGUGAGAUGCAGCUCUUCGAUGCUUGCUUGUAG